Messenger RNA from Armigeres subalbatus, 3341 nucleotides. Its product is annotated as probable protein phosphatase CG10417. NCBI's taxonomy places the organism in Eukaryota, Metazoa, Arthropoda, Insecta, Diptera, Culicidae. Gene Ontology annotation, molecular function: protein serine/threonine phosphatase activity; cation binding. The transcript has 6 exons. The record is from RefSeq and is a predicted model, not a curated record. Gene Ontology annotation, biological process: protein dephosphorylation. The coding region runs from base 258 to 2372 and encodes 704 amino acids.
CUUUUUACCGAAAUGUUUUCUUCCUUCGCCGCCGCCGUGUAACUUUGCGAAAAAUCAAGAAGUCUCCGCCGAAAUUGCUAAAUGAACGCCGUGAAAUCGUGUCCGCUUCGAAAUAAUUUUAUGUACAGUUUACGCAGGAAGUAGGCAGCUUCAAAAUAAGUGUUUGCAAAAGCAGUGAAAUCCAGUGCGGAUAGGGCAAAUUAAGGACCGGAAAAUUUUCCUUUUGGAUAAAUUCUGCUGCUGCCUGAGAAGCCAAAAUGGGCGCGUAUCUAUCGGAACCACUCACGACGAAGGAUUCCAGCGAAGAGGCCAAUGACUUCCUGGCGUGCGGUUCCAGUUCGAUGCAAGGCUGGAGAAUCAGUCAAGAGGACGCUCAUAAUUGUAUUCUAAAUUUCGAUGACAAAACGUCAUUCUUUGCCGUUUACGACGGUCAUGGAGGAGCAGAAGUAGCUCAGUAUUGCAGUUUGAACCUACCAACCUUUCUCAAGAAAUUGCAAUCAUACAAGAAUAAGGACUUUGAGCAAGCACUGAAGGACGCAUUUCUUGGCUUUGACGCCACUUUGUUAGAGGAAAGAGUCAUUGAAGAGCUGAAGAAACUUUCAGAUAAAACCAACGGAGAAGAUGCAAUAGAGGAGGAUGACGUAGAGGAGGAGGAUGAUAAUGUGGAUGAUUUGUGCAAGGAGGCUCGCAUGCCACUAAACGAAGUCUUACAAAUGUAUAAAAAAGAUAAGAAGAAUCCAGCUCUCGCUAAGAUUAAAGAAGGCAGCUGUUCGAAGCCAUUAUCUCCGUACCUGAAAGGUAAACGGAAGGGUCUCACGGACGGGGACGAGCCUGGACCAAGCUCCAGUAGUACAGGAUCAUCUUCAGGUUCAGCCGAAGCAGAUGCAUCCAACAGCAAGACGUCAGGUGUUGCCGACGCCGCAGAUUCAACUGUUAGCAGCUCAAGCAACAAAACAGAGGAAGCUGCUCAAAAGCCCGAAUCUUCAACAACAAAUAAAAAGGCCGAUCAAAGCGACGAAAUAAGUGACACUGAUGGAGUCGUUGCCAAAAAAACAAACAAAGAGGAGUGCGCUCCUGAUAGUUCUUCUGCGGGACCAACAGUUAAUGGCGAAGUAGCAGAAUCUGCCAGCAAAUCAGCAGUAUCAUCCUCAUCUGUAUCGGCGCAAGAAAACGGAGAAGUCUCAAGCAAUAGUGCUGGUGGUAGCAGCAGCAACAACAAAAAGAUUCCAUUACCGGGCGGAUCGUCAGGAAGCAACAAGACCGGCACUAGUGUUGACAGCUCAUCGGCUGGAUCCUCUUCCUCUGUCACAGCGGCGGCUGGAUCGAAGAAGCGGAAAGCGAAGAACGGAGGAGCGAAUAUCGUGAACGAUGAUUCGGAGGAUGAUGAUACGGAAACUGAUGAGGAGUUUCCUCCAGUUCAAGAUUCCAAUGAGAAUUCCAGCACGGAAGAUGGCGAAGAAGAUACCUAUGGCGAGGAAGCAAGCGAAGAAGAGGAAGAAGAUGACGAGGAAGGCGAAGGGGAAUAUGAUGAAGAAGAGGAGGAUUAUAUGAAUGAAGAGGAUGAAGCUUUCAUGAGUAACAUCACAGACGAACCUGGCAAAGAUAGUGGUUGCACAGCUGUCGUUGCUUUGCUUCAUGAUAAAGAGUUAUUUGUAGCCAAUGCAGGUGACUCACGUUGCGUUGUAUGUCGCAACGGAAAAGCUUUGGAAAUGAGCAUCGACCACAAACCGGAGGAUCAAGUCGAAUUUGAACGAAUACAGAAGGCUGGAGGUCGUGUGACACUGGAUGGUCGUGUAAAUGGUGGACUAAAUUUGUCCCGAGCAAUCGGCGAUCAUGGCUACAAAAUGAACAAAAAAGUACAACCGGAAGAUCAAAUGAUUUCGGCUCUUCCGGAUAUAAAGAAGAUCUCCAUCGAACCGGAGGAUGAAUUUAUGGUGUUGGCAUGUGACGGAAUUUGGAACUUCAUGACAAGCGACGAUGUUGUGGAAUUCGUACAGGAUCGCAUCGCAGAUCCAACUAAAAAACUGACGGAUAUCUGCGAAGAGAUGUUCGAUUACUGUCUGGCACCGCACACGAAAGGCGAUGGUACCGGUUGUGACAACAUGACCGCUAUCAUUGUUCAAUUCAAGCCAAACUUUACCGGCGCCGCAUCUAGGAAGCGUGCUUGUUCUCCAGACCCUGAAUCCGACUGCAAAAAGGCCAAAACUGAAACCAGUGCCAGCUCGACGACUGCGGCCGGUAGCAACGGAAGCAAGUGUGAGACCACAAGCAGCAAUGACGAGAAAGAGGCCGCCGCGGCUGUAGCAUCAAUCGAGCCCAGCUCGGGAGCCGCUAUGGACACCGAUGACAACACCGCAUCCUCUUCAACGUGAAUUCAUUAACGCACUUCACUCCACAGCACUAACAAAUCCAUAGGCACUGAGCGCAUCUACCUAACACUUCCUUGUGAGUCUUGAGGUAGGUAAGUACACUAAACUACUUUCUUUAGGUACUCUCACAAAAUCCAGCCUCUAUCGUUCAUCGAUCGACAAACAACAGUACUAGACUCAAAGAUAAACCAACUCAUAUAUGUAUAGGAAUCACACCAUUUCCGAUCCUUCCUCCUUCCUUCUCCAACACUCUUGCUCGAUUGGAGCCAGAUUUUAAAGUUUUGACCCACAUCAUCCAAUACCCAUGUGUACUAUGUAAGGUAAAAAUGAAUCUAGAUUAUGAUCAGAAAUAGUAGUAGCCAAAACAUUGACACUUAACACUAUUUGCGUAUGUUCAGUAUUUGAAAGUAGCUGUUGCGAACUAUGCCCGUGCUCGAGGAGCUUAUUGUGAAACCAAUUAAGAACAGUUUGUCUAGAACUCCUUUCGGUAGAUUUAUAUUUUACAAUUUCCGACGUAUAAACGAUGUUAUGAGUUGACUUUCUUGAUUAAUGUGUAGGUGAUACAGAUUAUGACUUAACGAAGAAUCUACGUUAAAAUCGCGCAGAAAUAAAUUUUUAUGCUAUUGAGCUAACAUAAUUCUGAUCCUGGAAGAAAGAGUCUGGACAAAAGGAUAUUAAUUAUGUAGUUGAAAAGCCAUGAGUGAAGCUUUCAAGCUAAUGUAAAUAUUACUCGAAGCAAAACGAGCACAUACGAUUGAUAACGAUAAUCUAGUUUGUGUAUGUGUGUGGUAAAACAAGCAAUCGUGAUUCACAUUUUCACAUUUCAUUGGAAAGAAGCAAUGCAGGCAAGAAUUAAAAGAUCCAACUCUUUGGAGAUUUCUUGUCGCUAACUAUCUACAAUAUUAUGAACAUGCCACACACAAAUAGUUUGUAGUCACAAAAAGAAGGGCAAUAAAGUGUCUUUCGUUUGAA